Molecule: messenger RNA, 1484 nt
Organism: Pleuronectes platessa (European plaice)
Lineage: Eukaryota; Metazoa; Chordata; Actinopteri; Pleuronectiformes; Pleuronectidae
Gene: rfc2
Product: replication factor C (activator 1) 2
Exons: 6
Coding region: 1-1149 (382 amino acids)
Biological process (GO): DNA repair; DNA-templated DNA replication
Cellular component (GO): nucleus; DNA replication factor C complex
Molecular function (GO): ATP binding; DNA clamp loader activity; ATP hydrolysis activity
Source: RefSeq, a predicted model, not a curated record
AUGAGGAGUCAGGUGGCUGUGGCGCGGUUGCCAGGGAGGGAAACGUCGUGCAGCAGUUCGCGGGCUGACAGCGACAUGGAGGUGGAGAUGAUCGAGUCCGAGCCGCGGCCGGGGGAGAAGAGCCAGGAGGCGGCCACGGAGAACACGGAGGCCGGGGAGGGCUCGUCGAGAAGCUCCGGAGCCUACGAGCUGCCCUGGGUGGAGAAGUACCGCCCGCUGCGCCUGAGCGAGAUCGUGGGCAACGUGGAGACGGUGAGCCGCCUGGAGGUGUUCGCCCGGGAGGGGAACGUCCCCAACAUCAUCAUCGCAGGCCCCCCCGGCACCGGAAAGACCACCAGCAUCUUGUGUCUGGCCCGAGCGCUGCUGGGAGCGUCGAUGAAGGACGCGGUGCUGGAGCUCAACGCCUCCAAUGAGCGUGGAAUCGACGUGGUGAGGAAUAAAAUCAAGAUGUUCGCUCAGCAGAAGGUCACACUGCCCAAAGGUCGACACAAGGUCAUCAUCCUGGACGAGGCCGACAGCAUGACUGACGGGGCUCAGCAGGCCCUCAGGAGGAUCAUGGAGAUCUAUUCCAAGACCACUCGCUUCGCUCUGGCCUGUAACGCCUCAGAUAAGAUCAUCGAGCCGAUCCAGUCCCGCUGUGCGGUGCUGCGUUACUCCAAGCUGACGGACGGGCAGAUCCUCGCCCGCCUGCAGGAGGUGGUGGAGAAGGAGCGUCUGUCGGUGUCUGACGACGGGCUGGAGGCCGUCAUCUUCACCGCCCAGGGAGACAUGAGACAGGCGUUGAACAACCUGCAGUCGACCAACUCCGGCUUUGGCUACAUAAACAGCGAGAACGUGUUCAAGGUGUGUGAUGAGCCCCACCCUCUGCUGGUGAAGAGCAUGCUGGGACACUGUGUGGAGGGGCAGAUCGACGAGGCCUACAAGGUGGUGGAGCAGCUGUGGGCGCUGGGCUACUCCCCAGAGGACAUCAUCGGAAACAUCUUCAGGGUCUGCAAGACCUUCCAAAUGGCCGAGUACCUGAAACUGGAGUUUAUCAAGGAGAUCGGCUACACUCACAUGCGAGUGGCUGAAGGAGUGAACUCUCUGCUGCAGAUGGCCGGACUCCUCGGGCGACUGUGCAGCAAGACGAUGACACCCCCCGCCAGCUGAGCCCCCCCCCCCCCCCCCACACACACACACACUCCCUCAGUGAUGGACUCUUCCUGUGCGCCCUCUCGUCUCCGUUCCUCCUCAGACUCUUUCAGCUUCACACUGUUGAUCUUCAUCUCAUCACUACUUUCUCUGUGGAGGCAGAACCAUGUAAAAUAACAAUAAAUCCUUUUUUCCUUAGAGCCGACAUGUUUGUUUUGUUUGGAGAUGUUAAGUAUUAAAGGUUCAAUAAAUCUGCAUGUUUUAUUUUAUAUGAAAGAAAUUGGUUUGACAAAAUAAACUUUGACGCAUUUAAGACUUUAAAUAAAUAAAAAUGUAGACAACAGAUCUGAAAA